Molecule: messenger RNA, 4758 nt
Organism: Gigantopelta aegis
Lineage: Eukaryota; Metazoa; Mollusca; Gastropoda; Neomphalida; Peltospiridae
Product: DCN1-like protein 3
Exons: 2
Coding region: 192-1094 (300 amino acids)
Biological process (GO): positive regulation of ubiquitin-protein transferase activity; protein neddylation
Cellular component (GO): ubiquitin ligase complex
Molecular function (GO): ubiquitin-like protein binding; ubiquitin conjugating enzyme binding; cullin family protein binding
Source: RefSeq, a predicted model, not a curated record
UUUAGAUUUUUAUGGAAGUAGGGCUACUUUUGUUUCUGCCAGAUUUUCUGCUUUUUCACAGACUGCGAGUAAACAAUAAUGCUACCGAUGGAAAUCUUUUGAAACACUAGGGAUGCCGUUUGGUGUUUCAACGGCGUCCUGGGGCUCCAAAAGAGGGCUUAUGUUAACAAGUGGAGCGGCUUGGUUCUCCAAUGGGAAAGUGUCUGUCAUGUUGUGAGCCACCAGGGCCUCCUGGUACGAAUCUAGCACCAUCCUGUCCAGCCGCGAUCCCCACCUCUCACUCCAGGUCCUCUACCGGCUUCUCUACAUCCGACUCCAAGGACACGAAACAUCCCGUAUCGAGCACCGACAGCAAUCCCAUCCUCGUCGGCAAACCACUGGUGUCACCCACGGAGAAGAAAAUGUUUGCUCAAUACACGAAACUUCCACCAAUAACCAAAAGCAAAAGCAAUGGAGAGAACAAGAGAAUGUCGCUGAUUGCAAAAGAUUUUUCCGAAGCCAAAGCUUUGCUGCUGUUUGAUCUGUACAAGGAUCCGACAGAGAAUGCUAUGCUGGCCGAAGGCAUUGAAAAAUUCUGCAGUGAUCUGGACGUGAGGCCCGAAGAGUUCAUUGUGUUGGUACUCGCCUGGAAGUUUGAGGCGGAAAUGAUGUGUCGGUUCACGAAGGAUGAAUUCACAAAUGGUUGUAAGAAUCUCAAAUGCGAUUCCAUCAAGUCUAUCCAGGCCAAGUUUCCCGAACUGCUAGCCGAGGUGCAGAACAAACAGUCAUUCAAAGAGUUGUAUCGGUGGACGUACAAGUUUGGUCUGGACGUGGAAUCUGGACAGAGGACUUUGCCUGUUGAUAUGGCUGUCAGCCUCUGGAAGUUAGUCUUUUCACAGCAUGAACCCACCAUGUUGGACCAUUGGUUAGAAUUUAUUGAGAAGCACCCGACUAUACGAGGCAUUCCAAAAGACACGUGGGAUAUGUUUUUAAAUUUUAUUGAGCAGGUCGGAGAUGAUCUUAGCACAUACGAUGACACCGAGGCAUGGCCCAGUCUCUUGGAUGACUUUGUAGAGUAUGAGAAUGACCGACAGAAUCAAAACGUCAAGGAAUAGCAGCAAAUAUCAUCUUGGACUAAUCAUACACACAUGAAGCCACGCACAACAAAAGUAUUUACAGCAGUGUAGCAUCUUUUAAAAAAGUAACCAUGGCAUGGUAAGACACUUGUACAAGACAUGAACAUUCUCCAAGCUAUUUCAUAACGAUGAUUCCUCUGGUUUUUCUCUUGCAUUGGGAAAAUCCGUAAUGUGCUCUAUAGGAUCCCAGAAUAGACACAGUGCCAUGCUUUUAAAAAGAUUAGUUUUAAUAUUAUACUAAAAAAAAGAUUUUAUUGUUGGAAAGGUGAUCACGUUACACUAAUGUGAGAUUUUGGUGGGUUUUUUUAGAAAGCAUGUUUUAUCAUACAUACUGCAUACAAUAUGGCAGAAAUAUAAUGAGAAUUAUUCCACCCAUUUAUUAGAAGUAUCUUACUAUAACAUGGUUACUAACUGUGGAGUCUUCUGCUGAAGUAUUUCACGUAGUCACUACGUUGCUGGAAAUACUUUCUUCUUGGUGUGUGUCACUAAACCAUGAACUAACCUGCUCAAAUGGAGCUGUAUAUUUAAGCACAGUGUUGCCAGUCACAAGCCACUGCUCAGUUCCAUUUCACCAGUGGUUUUCUAGCAGGGUAUUUACAGUGUUUCUAGGUUGGAAAUAGCAGCUACCAUGCAGUUUUUAGUCUUUACUUGUAAUUCAUAAAUAUCCGGCAAACUAUUUUUUGAUUUUCAUCUUGUAUGGAAUUCUCAUUACUAAUAUAUCAGAGUUUAUGUCCAGAACAGGUAUUCUCGAAUAUUGUUUUGUUUGGAUAUUAGGACAGCAUACAUGCAGGUUAAGUAUUGAUACAGAUAGAUGGGGGGAAAAGGACAGACAUAUUUUAUUGUUAAUUUCCUGGACAGAAGUAUAAUAUAGUAAAAGGUUGUAUCUAUUAGUGUUUCCCACAAGACCCAGGUAUUCCAUGGGCCAUCAAAACAAAGCUCCUUAGGGUUCAUGCACCCUUUGUGUGCUUGAUUUGCAGAGUUCCAAAACCUGGGCCCCAUUCCACGAAGCAAUGUUAGUGAUCUUAGCACUAACAUAGCUUUGUGAAACGGGGCUCUGGUGUUUGUCAUCAUCAGUGUACAUUGUAGGGAAAAUACUGAUAUAGCUUGGACAUGCUUUACCUUUUAGUGAAAGUAAGUAGGGGUGGGUAAAUGGAUACCAUAGCUUAACUAGACCCUGUUUUUCCAAUAUUGUUAAUAUCGGUUCCAUUUUUCUGGUCAUACCAUUCACAUAUAUAUUUUCAUCCUUUUGUAUUGGGAGAUUUGCCCAUCACUAUAAAUUGUUUUGUCAUCCACAAUUACAUUUUUAUUGGAUAUACUCGCAUUACACUGUUCCUGUUUGUGCAACCUCUUGGUGGUCUGCUAGUGGUCACAUUGUCAUAUGUAUGGAGUUGUACGAUUGCUUCCUUGAAACACAAUAUACUCUGGCGGGAAACCACGGGAGAAAUAGGAAGUCAAGCAGACCCAUUGACUGUGCAGGUCUGACAAUUAUCAAUAUAGUUUUGUUUGCCUUAAUGUGCUGCCAAUGACAGAACAAAUAUGUGUAUAUUGAUAAAUACCUGUAUCGUAUCAUUCACCAUCAUCAUGAAAUGAGGAAAAAACAUACCCUUGCCAUCACAGUGUGGCAAAGAUUGAUUCUUUUAAGAUAUUGCCAAGGCUAUUUUUAAAAUUCCAUCAACCCUCAAUUCAGAAAAAUGAAGCAGGGGAAAGUAGUUUGACCAUUUCAUUAAUAACCUGGUGUUAAGUGACAAGAGAUCAAGGUAUACUGAUUGAAAGAAAUAAGGGAUCACACGAACACCAACUGGAAAGAGUGACUGCAAGCAAAACUCUCAUCCACAGUGUAAGGAUGUCAGCAGUGUUUCUGGCAUUCCAUUUCACGUUACAUCUUUAUGCUUUAAAUAGAGACAUUACGACACUAAUAGUGAUUGAAAUUCACUGCCAUAACAUUCACAUCGAUGCCAUGUGUUCUCUUAUUUAUUUCUCUUAACUAGUAUAUUUCUUAUGGUGGUCAUUUUGGUAGGUUCACAUUGAUAAAUAUUGUUUAAAAUUACUUAUACUUUUGUCAUUCUCACUAAAACUGUGACGUGUAGUGUUGCCCAUUCGGGGUGUACAUGCUGAUUUCAAAUUAAAUAACAGGAAGGUUGCGAUUCUCAGUGUGUAUGGGAACAGGUAUAUGUAUAAUGCAGAAAUGUGUUUUACGUACAUCAUACAUUUCUGCGCUCUACGUGUAUGUACCAAGUUUUUCAAAAUAUAAAAUGUCAUUUACAAAUUGUAUAUAAACAUGCACAAGUACUUUAGUUGGUGUUUAAUCAUAUAUCUGGUAAAUGUACUUAUAAAGUAAUUAAUUUGUUUAUGUGAUUUCAGUCCCAGAAUAUUUCACGAAUUUCAUAAAUAUAUGUACAACAGAGCAAGAAUCAACUGUUUUUGUAAAAGAAAUGCACUUUUUAAACUUGUAUAUAGUACAGUAUGUGGAAUAUGGUGCACAUAUUAAUGAUAGCAGGCACUUAUGUUGGUGAUAACCAAACACCCAAAGUGCAUUGAUGCGCUUGAAUACGGUUACUUCCAGUUAUUGAUACACCAAAUUUGAUUACAAAGUGCUUCGAUGCGCUACGGAGUGUUUUGAUGUGCUUCGAAGCGCUUUGAAACCCUUCCAGUUUAGUUCGGUUCUGUUUAAGACGUCACAUACGAAAGUGAUACAGGGAAUUCACAUCCUCCAUAUUGCAGGUUACUAUUGUACUGUAAAGGUAAAGGAAAACUGGAUGAUAUCAUGUGGAAGCAAAAAGACAGGUAAAUUACCCGACAUCAUUUGACAUGACGUCAUAUGAAAGCAGCAGAACCCACCUGUUACAUGAGAACUGUAGUUGGUGUAGCAUGGUCCAAAGCGCUUGAAUGCGCUUUCGUGGCCGGUUUAGCAACGGUGUCAUGAUCAACUUCCAGUUCUAUUUACUUCCAGUUCAAAGUGCAUGAAUGCACAUUGGCAAAACCAUAUUUGGUGUAGCACCAACAGUAGUGGCAAUAUGUGACUAAAUUAAUUACAACUUGUGUACGGGUCACUAUACAUAGUUGUGAAUUGCAACCUACCUACCGAGUCAAAAACAAUGAACUGAUUCUUGAAAAACAUAUUGACCAUAGUAUUUGAUAAACAAGACAAAUGUGGAUUUCUGUUUUACUGUAUGGUUUUGUGUGGUUGGCGUAAGGAACUGUAAUGUAAGUGAAUGAUAUAGAAUGUCUUCUGUUUAAUACCAUGGUGAUGAAAUGGUGUGUGUAUUAACAGUCGGUGUCCAGGCGUUUGUCUAGUCAUGUUGUUGCGACGCAAGCACCAGAACAGUGGUCGUACUGUGUCUGUCUUACAGGAUUUCAAACAAACCAAGGAAAGGAGUGUUUAGCAACACCCCAGCACAUUAUUUAAUCAGCAGUUGUUAGGCGUAGUAACUACGACACUUGGUCUAGAAACUGAAGAGAAGAAACCCACUACUGCCAUAUGGCUCAGGACUGAUAAAUAGCAAGAUAUGUUUCUAUAUGUGCGCUUUCACACAGACAGGAUAGUACAUACCACUGUCCUUGAUAAACAAGUCAUAGAACAUUGGUUGGAAUGGACAAAACCCAGUGGAUAUUUCAUUAUAAUUAUGUUUCAGUAAACUAGUAC